AUUAGAUAACAUUACCAAAUGUCAUUUUCCCACAGGAUUUAUAAUACCUUUACCUUCAAUUGUGUGGCGGUAUUUGAGGUAGUUUUCUUCAAAAAACUUCUCCCCGUCCUUCCAUGGUUCUUUUGGCAGGGGGCAUAUCUAUAAAAUAAAUCAUGACGUUAAUGUAUUUUUAUGUCUUACCCAUGUUGUUGGGGAGGACAUAUGACAUCAAGACUGACAGUCCAGGAGUGGAUAUAUUCCCUCAGGAGGUUAUAGAUUCAGCUUCCGUUAUACAAAGGCAAUAUACGGAUUCGCAGUAUCGGAUGGUAUCAGAUACACAGGAAGCAAGAGAUUUUUUGGGUGUGAGUGGUGAUUUAUCGUUAAAAAUUAAAACAGGAAAUGUUCAGAUGGAAGGCUUGGGAGAUUAUCUGAGAGAAACUUAUUCUAGAUCGAACGUGGUGGAAAUUCUUGUUAAAGUGCAUUAUGAAACACAAACUUAUACAUUGCCAUCAACAUCUAAGCCAAGACCUAAUUGGAAGUUACUUGAUCGAAGAGAUGUUGGUACCCACUAUGUUCGUAGUGUAACCUACGGAGGAGAUCUUGUCGCCUCUCUGAGAUUCACUGCCAAAAAUGCUGUAGACAGAGAAAAGAUUCGAGCUGUAGUUCAAGCUAAUUUACAUGCAGAUUCAGGAUCCUUUGGACUUGGAAUUGAAGGGAACUUCUCUCGUCUUCAAGAGGAUCUGAAAGAUUCUUCAUCGUUGGAGAUUAAUUAUUACGCCACAGUUCCUAUCAAAGGAGUACCGAAUACCAUGGAAUCCCUCAUGGAACUAGUGGAAGACUUCCCAACUCAAACAAAGUUGGUCAACAACGGAACAGGCGUUCCUCUUACGAUGGAGCUCUUCCCCCUCUCGGCUUUAGACAACGACGUGCCAAGAUAUUUAGAAACAAAAGCCCUGGUGGAUCAGCUGGAUCUUUUGGAGGCUCAGUUUGAUGACAUUCGUGCCACAAAAAAAUCUUUACAGGAAUGGCUGUUGAAUGUUCCUCCAGUGCUUUCUCCAGAAAUAGAAGAAGAGAUUGGACUAUUUAACGAAGAAUUGGAGAAAAUUUCCUUUGUAUUUUAUGAAGUAUUGGGAAAUAUGAAUUUAGCUGAAAACGCCAAUGUGGAGCAAUUCAAAAAGGCUUUUGAUGCUUAUACUAGUAGUGGAGGAAAUUUACCUGAUAAGUACUACCGAAAACUGAUUGUUUUGAAGCAUAAAAUUAUUCAAAGUUCUAAAGUAUUGACGAUGGAUGUUGGGGGUGCCUCUUACAUCCACUGGGGACGAGGAGAAUGCGAAUCCUCAACUGCUCACACUGUUGUUUCUGGUAUUAUUGCAUCAACUGAUCAAAUUAAAGGUGGAUCAGCCAACGUCAUCUGCCUCACUGACGAUCCACAACAUGAUCCAGACACUAAAGUAUACAAAAAACAUCAUAGGUUCUAUUCAAAACUUGUUCCUGUUCAUCUACAAGGACGAAACGUAUCCAGCGAAAAGUCCAUAGCAUGCGGCAUGUGUCUCGUCGAAGAAAGGACAUCAGCGACAGUAUUUCCUGGUCGGACGCAGUGUCCAAAUGAAUGGACAUUGGAAUAUUCUGGCUACAUUAUGACCAAAGAUUUGAGGAGCAGGAAAGGUGAUUUCGUUUGCAUGGACGUCCACUCCGAAGAACAUGACAGAGAUGUUCUGAUCAUGUCUAAGACAGAGAAACAUGAUCAUGUCAGCGAUGUCAAAAUCAGCUGUGGUACUCUUCCAUGUGACAACUAUCCUAAAGAUCAGCUACUUCCAUGUGUUGUUUGUACUUAUUAAAUAAAUAAAUAUGACGUA
Parasteatoda tepidariorum (common house spider) is the source of this 1835-nucleotide messenger RNA. RefSeq lists its product as uncharacterized. The record is from RefSeq and is a predicted model, not a curated record. Lineage: Eukaryota; Metazoa; Arthropoda; Arachnida; Araneae; Theridiidae.